Saccharomyces cerevisiae S288C is the source of this 1416-nucleotide messenger RNA. RefSeq names its product putative RNA methyltransferase (gene OMS1). Bases 1 to 1416 code for a protein of 471 amino acids. The transcript has a single exon. NCBI's taxonomy places the organism in Eukaryota, Fungi, Ascomycota, Saccharomycetes, Saccharomycetales, Saccharomycetaceae. Gene Ontology annotation, cellular component: mitochondrial inner membrane. The record is from RefSeq and is marked reviewed.
AUGAUCGUAUUUCGUCGCUUUCCUACGUGCCUUUUACAUCACAUUCGACAACCGGCAUCCAGGAGUCUUUUGUUGGAAUCACAAAGGCGAUCAUUAUCUUUUACAUCUUAUAAAUAUAACAGCAGCCACAUUGAUGAUGAUAAAAGUAAAAAAAAGCUUAAAAAUGUUUUCCAAAUGAAUAGCAAUAGAGUCAUUCGUAAGCAAAAAACAAAAGAAGAAUUGGCCAAAGAGAGGUUCGAAGAACAACUGAGGUCACCUAAUAGAUUUGUGAGGUGGGGAGCUAUUGCGAGAUCAGAAAAGUUUUCAAAGGGAAUGACCAAGUACAUGAUCGGUGCUUAUGUGAUAUUUUUAAUCUAUGGUCUCUUCUUUACCAAAAAACUGUUUGCGAAAGACAAAGAACUGGAAAGAUUGUUGAAGAAACAAGAAGAAGGGAAUGCCAAUGAAUACGAAGCAUUAAGGAUUAAAGAAUUGAAAGGAAAACUAAGGAGGAGAGAUGAAUUGAAAUUAGAAGAAUACAAAAAAAUGCAAGAAGAAGGCAUUGAAAACUUCGAUGAUAUUCGGGUACAGAAUUUUGAUCAAAACAAAUUGAAUGAACAAAUAUUGCCAGCAAGAGACACAACAAACUUUUACCAAGAAAAAGCUAACGAAUAUGAUAAGGCAAUUAAUAUGGAAGAGAGAGUAAUAUUUCUCGGUAAAAGAAGGAAAUGGUUAAUGAAACAUUGUCAAGGGGAUGUUUUGGAAGUUUCAUGCGGUACAGGAAGAAAUAUCAAGUACCUUGAUAUGUCACGCAUCAACUCUAUAACAUUCUUAGACUCUUCUGAAAAUAUGAUGGAAAUUACACAUAAAAAAUUCCGAGAAAAGUUUCCUAAGUAUAAAAAAGUUGCAUUUGUUGUUGGAAAGGCGGAAAAUCUAGUAGACUUAGCAGAGAAAGGUAAGCCCUCUCUAGAGAAUGAAAAGGAAAACCAAGUAAAAUAUGAUACUAUCGUGGAGGCGUUUGGUUUGUGUUCCCAUGAAGAUCCGGUUAAGGCACUUAAUAAUUUUGGCAAGUUAUUAAAGCCAGAUGGAAGAAUUAUUUUACUGGAACAUGGUAGAGGUCAAUACGAUUUUAUAAAUAAGAUAUUAGACAACAGAGCUGAAAGAAGACUGAAUACUUGGGGCUGUCGAUGGAAUCUCGACUUAGGCGAAGUGUUAGAUGAUUCUGACCUAGAAUUGGUGGAAGAAAAACGGACUCACUUAGGCACUACUUGGUGUAUCGUUGCAAAGAGAAAAGGUGAUGUGAAAAAGAAAGACGAGCUUGGGUUUGUAGAAAAAUACUUGCAAUCAAGUAUUAGAAAGAGAAUGGAAUCAUUCGAAAAAAAAGACGAUAUGGCAUCUAAAAAAGAACUUGAGCCAGUACCUCCUGUAAGUAAAAGUUAA